This is a messenger RNA of Erythranthe guttata (spotted monkey flower), 583 nucleotides long. RefSeq names its product 60S acidic ribosomal protein family. The record is from RefSeq and is a predicted model, not a curated record. Gene Ontology annotation, molecular function: ribonucleoprotein complex binding; structural constituent of ribosome; protein kinase activator activity. Gene Ontology annotation, biological process: translational elongation; cytoplasmic translation. NCBI's taxonomy places the organism in Eukaryota, Viridiplantae, Streptophyta, Magnoliopsida, Lamiales, Phrymaceae. Gene Ontology annotation, cellular component: ribosome; cytosolic large ribosomal subunit.
AAACCCUAGAAUACCAGCAGCCGAUAGAAAGAACCCUAAUUUCCCAACUCUCGAUUUCCAUUUCGUUUCUCUGUGGAAGAAAAAAGAUGUCGGUCGGAGAGAUUGCUUGCACCUAUGCUGCUUUGAUUCUUCACGACGAUGGCAUCGCCGUCACUGCUGAGAAAAUAGCAGCACUGCUAAAGGCGGCGAAUUUGACCGUAGAAUCGUACUGGCCGAGUCUCUUCGCCAAGCUUUGUGAGAAGAGGAACAUCGAGGAUCUCGUCAUGAACGUUGGAUCUGGUGGUGGUGGUGCUGCCGUCGCAGUCGCUGCUCCUACCGGAGGCGCUGCUGGUGGUGCUGCCGCCGCUGCUGCCCCCGUCGCCGAGGAGAAGAAGGAGGAGGCGAAGGAGGAAAGUGACGAUGACAUGGGUUUCAGUUUAUUCGAUUAGAUGGUCCUUUUUUCAUUUUUCUUGUAUUUGUUUUAAUGAUUGCAGAAUUGGUUUCCAAGACUCGUUUGAGAUAACUAGCUCAUUGUAGGGGUUUUGUUCUUUUUUACUUUAUGAAGGAUUAUUUUUGAUUUUCUGAAGUAUAAUUUUGAAAUUAG